This is a messenger RNA of Penicillium lagena, 1977 nucleotides long. RefSeq names its product NIF domain protein. The coding region runs from base 1 to 1977 and encodes 658 amino acids. Gene Ontology annotation, molecular function: phosphoprotein phosphatase activity. The transcript has a single exon. The record is from RefSeq and is a predicted model, not a curated record. Lineage: Eukaryota; Fungi; Ascomycota; Eurotiomycetes; Eurotiales; Aspergillaceae.
AUGAAUCGAAGGUUCACUGGUAACGGGUCGGAUGACCAAUUCUCGAAACAAUCGCCUUGGAAUCCGAACAUGUCGUUCCCGAGUAAGAACCGGGAUGCGGAGGUUGAAGGAGAGUUACCGAGAGGCAAUACUUCGUCGUUCCCGCAAUACGACCAGUUCAAUAUGGGCUCCUACGGUACCUAUGCGAAUGUCCAGGGUAAUUCAGGCUCACAGCCUGCGCACUAUGGAAAUUUACUGCCUCCGCAACCACCGAACCAGUCCCCGACUGCCUUCGGCGCGUUCAGCGUUCCACUAUGGAAUCCCCCCCACCCAGGUCCUAAUGCCAUGCCGACAAUGCCCUCUUUCAAUCCUAUGCUUUUUUCCUCCAUGAUGGGAACCCCAAUGAACAUGAACCCGUUUCUCAUGUCUCCCUACCAACAAAUGGGCUCUUUCCAGCCCAUGAGCACGACGGCUGUUUCGACCCCGGAGCCUUCGGGGCCGCCGCCUGUCAAGGUCCCUACCCCAGACCAGGGCUACCUAGCACAGGCAUCACUGCCUCCCCAAAAGUGCAACUCGCCACGUCCCCUUCUAGUCAUCCUGGAUCUCAACGGCACCCUCAUCUACCGGAAAGCGCGCAAGUUUCCUCCGUCAUUUGCUCGGCGAGAUGGUCUGGAUCGCUUCCUGGAACUGCUGUUGAAGAAACACACGGUUAUGAUCUGGUCCAGCUCACAACCUCAGACUGUACGGGCGGUCUGCGACAAAUUAUUCCCGGGCAAGAAGCGGAAAGCGCUUGCAGCAGAAUGGGGACGCGACAAGUUCAACCUCAGCCGUGCGCAAUAUAACAACAAGAUUCAGGUCUAUAAAAAGUUGGAAAUGGUGUGGGGGGACCCAACUAUCCAAAUCCAAUACCCGAGGGAGACUCUUGACAGUGACACUUUGCCCAUCGACAGUAACCCAACAACGAAACCGCCUUCAGCGGGGAGCUCCUCGAACAAAGCUCACCUGACUCAAAGCAAGAUGCGAGAGGAACAACAGAGAUUCCUCACCCAUCUCCCCGUGGGUCAAAGAUGGGACCAAAGCAAUACAGUCCUAAUUGACGACAGCAAGUUGAAAGCUUCCAAAGAACCGUACAACAUCCUCGAGAUCCCGGAAUUCAUGAAUAACCCAAACAUCGAUGAAUCGCGGCUUUUUGCUAAGGUCCUCGGUGCAUUGGAUGCAUUAUCGCGCCACGACGAUGUCAGCAAAGUCCUCCGAGUCUGGAACGAGCAGAUGCUCGAAGACCAAGGGAUCUUGGAGUUGAAAGCAGUGGAAGAGGAUCCAAGUUUCUGGGAAACAGAGAAAGCCUUGGAGGAAGAGGACGAUGAGGAUGAUGACGGCGGCGCUGCCCUCUUUACCGAUUCCCACGGACUUCCCACCACUGACUCUAUGGACGCUCGCUCCCGUCAGAAAUUGCGUGCCAAGGAACGCAAGAAGGAGCGGAAGGGUGCUGCGUUAGUGGCGGAUACAGAGAAAACGGGCGAUUCUGCCGCAUCUCUGCAAAAGCAGCAGGACAGGAAGGCCGCGAAAAGGGAGAAGAAGCGCCUCAAAAAGGCUGCUGCCAGAGAAGCGAAGUCUUUGGCCGCCAAAGCAGUGCCUGCUUCCCUCCCCAAACGAGCAAAGAAAGUCAAAAAUGAGCGAGCUGUUAUGGUCACGAAGGAAUCCAAGCGCAAAAUGAAAGCCGAUCGCAUGUAUGAUGAUCGGAAAAACGCAACGCUUGCUGAAUCUGAAUUUGCCACUGCAUCACCGCAAUUUUCAGGCGGAAUCUCGUCAAAUACCUCUCAGGGACAAUCUCCUAGUGCAUCGCCGCUCCUUGCUGGCCGGCUUCUGCCAGAAAAUAUACCUCGAAGACAAACUCGCUCAAUAUCAUCAGUUUCCUACUCUUCCGGAUCGGAGAAUGAGCUUCUUGACCGGUUGGAGGAGUCGUUUGGGUUCACGAAAACAAAGAGCGACCAGGCUUGA